Messenger RNA from Puma concolor (puma), 2106 nucleotides. RefSeq names its product WD repeat domain 76 (gene WDR76). Gene Ontology annotation, cellular component: nucleus. The record is from RefSeq and is a predicted model, not a curated record. Gene Ontology annotation, molecular function: protein binding; DNA binding. Lineage: Eukaryota; Metazoa; Chordata; Mammalia; Carnivora; Felidae. Gene Ontology annotation, biological process: regulation of DNA damage checkpoint.
AUGUAUAGAGACCACCGUAAUGCCCGUGUGCGGAGGCCCCUCCAUCGGCCAGCUGGCGUCAGAGCCGGUCUGCGCAGCCCGCCAGGGCCCGCCCCCGCUCCCGUCCCCGCCCCGCUGCUCCUCCUCUACCCCCUCCCAGCACCUCCCGCCGAGAUCUUGGCGGGAAGACGCCCGCUGCUAAGCCGCGAAAAGAUGGGGUCGCGCUCAGCCAGCGAAGAAAAGGCGGGCUCCAGACAGCGACUCCAGGUGAAGGUGAAUGAAUAUAAAGAAAACCAAAACAUCACUUGUGUAUCUCUGAGACCAGUACAGACUACAGUUUUAGGAAAAACACCUAAGGUGUAUCUUGUCCCGUUUUCACUCAGUAAUUAUAAGUCAGACCAAUUUAAGCACCCCAAAUCCCUAUUGAAUAAGAAUUCUAACAAUGAAUUUGUAUGUAAGAAAUGUAAGAAGACUGAAAUAAGGAAAACUUGCAGGAGGAUUUUAACUCCAAAGAUGGAAGCCACAUCCUCCAAGACAGAAUCCACCUUGCAAAAAUCAUCCUUAGAUGUUUGUACUGAAAGUAACAAGCGACAACACAAGAGCACUUCAGAUACAGUGAUUCCCAGUGUUGAUAUGGAAAGCAUUCAGAAUCUAGACAGUGAUGAAGAUACCACACUAGGCCUGGAUGAAUUUUCAGGAUUGUCACCGUAUGAAAGGAAGAGACUGAAGAACAUAUCAGAAAAUGCAAACUUUUUUGCUUCUCUUCAGUUGUCUGCGUCAGCUGCAAGGCUCCGUGAAAUGAUAAAAAAGAGACAGCCUCCUGAAUCCAAAAGAAAAAUGCCUAAGAAGAGAGAAAAUGGGACUGGAUGUAGAAGGUCAAUGAGAUUACUAAAAGUAGAUCCUUCAGGAGUGUCAUUACCAGCAACCCCAGCCCAGCCGACAUUAAUAGCAGAUGAAAAUCCUUUGUUACCUCCUGGGCCUUUAGAAAUGACUCCUGAAAAUCGAGAUGAUGACAACGACCUGUUUAAAGGAUUCCUACAGACUUGGGCAGAAGUGAGCAAGACAAGUAUUAAGAAUACUGAGAAGGAGUUAUCUAGCAUUAAAAACUAUAAAGCCAAUUUAAAUGGCAUGGUCAUUAAUGAAGAUACUGUUCAUAAAGUUACCAAAGGCCCAAUACUCUCUGUGGCUCUCCACCCAUCAGAAAUUAGAACUUUGGUGGCAGCUGGGGCCAAAUCUGGGCAAGUUGGACUUUGGGAUUUGCAACUGCAUAUCAGCUUAUUAAAACAGACUCACCAAUCUGAAGAAGAUGGAAUUUAUGUUUUUCAACCCCACAGUCAGCCAGUUAGCUGUCUUUACUUCUCACCUGCCAAUCCGGCUCACAUACUCUCACUGAGCUAUGAUGGCACAUUACGCUGUGGGGAUUUUUCAAGGGCUAUUUUUGAAGAGGUAUGUAGAGAUGAAAGAAGUAGCUUUUCAUCCUUUGACUUCUUGGGAGAAGAUGCUUCCACUUUAAUAGUAGGACACUGGAAUGGAAAUAUAUCGCUGGUGGAUAGACGGACACCUGGAACUUCUUAUGAGAAGCUUAUCAAUUCUUCUCUGAGAAAAAUAAGAACUGUUCAUGUCCACCCAGUGCAUAGACAGUAUUUUAUCACUGCAGGAUUGAGGGAUACUCAUAUUUAUGAUGCAAGGCACCUGAAUCCCAGGGGAAGCCAGCCUUUGAUUUCUUUGACUGAACACACAAAGAGCAUCGCUUCUGCAUAUUUUUCACCUCUUACUGGUAACAGAGUAGUGACCACAUGUGCUGAUUGUAAGCUGAGAAUCUUUGACAGCAGCUGUAUAUCCUCUCAGAUUCCUCUGCUCACUACCAUCAGGCACAACACCAUCACUGGGCGGUGGCUGACCAGGUUCCAGGCUGUGUGGGACCCUAAACAAGAAGACUGUGUCAUAGUUGGCAGCAUGGCUCAUCCACGACGGGUGGAAAUCUUCCAUGAGACAGGAAAGCAGGUGCAUUCUUUUUUUGGUGGAGAAUGCCUUGUCUCUGUGUGUUCCAUCAAUGCUAUGCACCCAACUCGGUAUAUUUUGGCUGGAGGCAAUUCCAGUGGGAAGAUACAUGUUUUUAUGAAUUAA